AUGGCAAGCAGUACGUCAGCAAGUAGACGAGUUACUCAAGAAUCUCAAAAGAUUGAUUUAUUGCAAUCAUUACUUAAAACAAAUAACAUUUUUUUAUUUGUACCUAAUAUAAUUGGUUAUAUACGUGUUUUUCUGUCGAUUGCUUCAUUUUAUUUUAUGCCAACACAUCCGAAAAUUACAAUUAUAUGUUAUUUAACAAGUGAAUUUCUUGAUGCACUGGAUGGACAUGCUGCUCGAGCACUUGGUCAAAGUACAAAAUUUGGUGCUAUGUUUGAUAUGCUUAUUGAUCGAUGUUCAACAAUGUGUUUAUGUUUUGUUUUGGCAAUGUUUUAUCCAAAAUGGGCACUUUUCUUUCAACUUUGGGCUGCUAUUGAUGUUGCUAGUCAUUGGCUUCAUUUACAUGCAGCAACAGUCAAAGGCUCUGAAAGCCAUAAAAAAAUCGAUCUAUCAGGCAAUCCUGUUCUCCGUCUUUAUUAUACAUCACGUAAAGUUCUAUUUACCAUGUGUGCUGGUAAUGAACUUUGGUUUUCAAUGGUUUAUAUGCUUCAUUUUGGUGAAGGUCCUGCAGUAAUUACAUAUGGAGGUUAUGCAAUAGGUCUUUGGCGCCUUAUUCUCUUUAUUGUAACACCAAUAAUGGUAUUAAAACAAAUAAUUAGUUUGAUUCAUCUUUAUACAGCUGCACUUGAUAUGGCUGCUAUUGAUGAAGCUGAACGAGCAAAAAAAACAUAA
Molecule: messenger RNA, 729 nt
Organism: Rotaria sp. Silwood1
Lineage: Eukaryota; Metazoa; Rotifera; Eurotatoria; Philodinida; Philodinidae
Source: the annotation of a GenBank genome assembly